Molecule: messenger RNA, 1491 nt
Organism: Corylus avellana
Lineage: Eukaryota; Viridiplantae; Streptophyta; Magnoliopsida; Fagales; Betulaceae
Source: RefSeq, a predicted model, not a curated record
GAGAGAGAGAGAGAGAGAGAGAGAGAGAGGGGCUUUAAAGAGGCAACAGAAACAUUUGCUCUGUUACCGGCGAGAUUGACCUGGAAAACCAACAAGUCCUCUGUUCGACGGCGACGAUGAUAGCAUACCUUGAGCGUUUCGUACACGGGAACGACGUCGAAUCGAGGCAAGCCGACGAGGAAGACGACUGUUCCAGCCUCUGCGACGCGCUGGACCUCCAAGGCAGUAUCGACUGCGUGGCUACCGGCUUAGCCGGUAAGGAUUUCGGCGGCGUGUAUUCCUUCAAGCCCUUGGGCUUUGUCAAACCGGCCAACAGCGAUGACGUGGCCAGGGUGGUCAAAGCGGCUCUGCGGUCAUCGAAUCUGACGGUGGCCGCAAGGGGCAACGGCCACUCCAUCAACGGGCAGGCGAUGGCUGAUAGGGGACUCGUCAUGGAUAUGCGUUCCAUGGAGGACCAUUUCCAAGUGGUGCGGAUUAAUGGGACGCCCUACGCCGAUGUGUCCGGAGGGGCAUUAUGGGAAGAUGUCCUAAAACGGUGCGUCUUGGACUUCGGGCUUGCUCCGAGGUCGUGGACUGAUUACCUAAGUUUGACGGUGGGCGGGACGUUAUCGAAUGCCGGCGUCAGCGGCCAGGCCUUCCGUUACGGUCCACAAACGUCGAACGUAGCAGAAUUAGAGGUCGUCACGGGCAAAGGCGAUAUUAUAAUUUGCUCGGAGGCCCAGAACCCUCAACUCUUCUUUGCGGCUCUUGGCGGUCUCGGCCAGUUCGGCAUCAUUACCAGAGCUAAGGUCGAGCUACAGCCGGCACCGGACAAGGUGAGAUGGAUACGGGUGGUGUACACUGAGUUUGAGGAAUUCAGUCGCGACGCCGAGUUGCUGGUGACUCGGCAAGAGAACGACUCGUUUGAUUACGUGGAGGGUUUCGUUUUCCUGAACAGUGAUGACCCAUCCAAUGGUUGGCCCUCAGUGCCGUUGGAUCCGCAGCAGGCGCCGUUCGAUCCAUCUCGAAUUCCGGCAACCGCUGGCUCCGUUCUCUACUGUCUUGAAGUGGCUCUGCACUACCGAGACACUGACCACCCCUCAACUGUUGAUGCGGUAACGAAUUUACCAACCCUCCAGCUCUCUCUUAAUCUCCUGCAACGUAGCUCAUUGAAAUCAAAUGCACCUUAUGAUCAUAAAUUACUCUCUUUUUUCUUUUUUCUUUUUCUUUUAGUUGGGGAGUUCUGGACGUUGUAGGACACAGUAACACUACGUGUGGGGCCGUAAUUGGCCUCUGAUCACUGAGUUUUGACCUAGCUGUUUCCUAAUUCCUAGUUAGCUCUCGCCGUUAAAAUUUUGACCAUGAACCACAACGUGGGUUCCACGCCAAAAACUGUCUCGCCGGACGGUGAAAAAGUCAAAACAGACAUACUUCGCUUACACGUGUAGGCAGCUCAGCAAUGGAGGACGCUCUUUCUCGUGCACCUGAUCGCCACCUAGCAUUUCAGUCCUU